AUGAAUAAGGAUAAUGAAUAUGACAGGGAUAAUAAAUAUGACAAGGAUAAUAUAAGUGAAGAUAGUGUAAUUAUGGCUAACCUUAGAACUCAAAAGAGACUUGCUGCCAGUGUUGUUGGUGUUGGUAAAAGAAAGAUUUGGUUAGAUCCAAAUGAAACCACCGAAUUAGCUUCUGCUAACUCUCGUCAAGCCAUUAGAAAAUUAUACAGAAAUGGUACCAUUGUUAAAAAACCAACUGUUAUUCACUCUAGAUCUCACGCUAGAAGAUUAGCUGAAUCUAAAAGAGCUGGUAGACACACUGGUUACGGUAAAAGAAAAGGUACCAAAGAUGCCCGUAUGCCUUCUCAAGUUGUUUGGAUGAGAAGAUUACGUGUUUUAAGAAGAUUAUUAGCUAAAUAUAGAGAUGCUGGUAAAAUUGACAGACACUUAUACCACUCUUUAUAUAAAUCUGCUAAAGGUAAUACUUUUAAACACAAGAGAGCCUUGGUUGAACAUGUUAUUCAAGCUAAAGCUGAAGCUCAACGUGAAAAAGCUUUGAAAGAAGAAGCUGAAGCUAGAAGAUUAAGAAACAGAGCUGCUCGUGAAAGAAGACAACAAAGAGUUGACGAAAAGAAACAAGCUUUUUUAAAUGAAGGUUCUGCUUAA
Molecule: messenger RNA, 645 nt
Organism: Hyphopichia burtonii NRRL Y-1933
Lineage: Eukaryota; Fungi; Ascomycota; Pichiomycetes; Serinales; Debaryomycetaceae
Gene: RPL19A
Product: 60S ribosomal protein eL19
Exons: 2
Coding region: 1-645 (214 amino acids)
Biological process (GO): translation
Cellular component (GO): ribosome; cytosolic large ribosomal subunit
Molecular function (GO): RNA binding; structural constituent of ribosome
Source: RefSeq, a predicted model, not a curated record